UCUUGUCUGAUUGAUGUGUAUUUCCGAAGUCGGAAAUACGUAACACUUGCAUCUCUAUUAUCCGAAAAAAAAUAUCCGCAAAACGUACAUUACGUGAGUCGCAGUGCGUCCACAGUGUGCUCUGAGAUAAUCGUGUCGUCUCUUAAAAUCUUAAGACAGCAUAUUUACGAAAUGCCAAGCUUUAAUUUACAAUUAAUGUCGUUCUUAUUGUUUAUAUACGCAGCGUAUUUUAUAGUUAUCUGCGAUCGCUGUUGUUUAAUCGAUCACCACGAAUUGCCGCAAUACGAUUUAAUAAAGACCAAUUUGCGCUCAAGUCAACCGAUCAUAUCACGAAGAGUGGUUCUUAAUGUGAACGAGUGUAAGAAAUUUGCCGCAUCAAAGAAAGCCCUCGCCUUCAAUUUUGUUUCCAUGAGAAACCGCACCGGUGGAGAAGAACUAUCGUGUCAAGCACUUCAAUGUCCCGAAGAUCAGAAUAUGACGACUCUCGUACCCGAGGCAAAUUGCAAAUAUUACAGCAUGUAUCCCGUUUUAUCUCCGCUUGUAAAUGCUACUUUGGAGUGCAUCCCUAAAACGGGAAUGUUUAUAUUCUCGUCCGAAGUAUUAAAUUACACGGAGGCACGAAGUUUCUGCCAGAAACGAAACGCAUCGCUCGCACAUAUAAUAAGCGAGGAACGCACGGAAGGCCUCGGCAAAUUAAUGUCGCAGAAUCUUUCCAGAUUUGUUGGUCUCAGCAGCAAAAGAAAUGAAAGAAUUUGGAAGAACGAAUUCGGUGAAUCUCUGUCCUGCUUCGACUAUCGAGCAUGGGGCGAAGGACAGCCGUCACAUUCAAAGGGUUGUGUUACUCUCACAAAUCCGUCUGCCAAAAGUUCGCCGCCCUUCUGGAAAGUGAUGCCCUGUCACGCAUCACUGCCGUUUAUUUGUGAAAUCUCACCGUUGUUUCGAGAAAUUUCGGAACAACGUCAUGGGUAUCAUCGCACAUAA
Molecule: messenger RNA, 981 nt
Organism: Cyphomyrmex costatus
Lineage: Eukaryota; Metazoa; Arthropoda; Insecta; Hymenoptera; Formicidae
Product: C-type lectin domain family 4 member E
Exons: 4
Coding region: 172-981 (269 amino acids)
Source: RefSeq, a predicted model, not a curated record